Diabrotica virgifera virgifera (western corn rootworm) is the source of this 3261-nucleotide messenger RNA. RefSeq lists its product as uncharacterized. The transcript is spliced from 3 exons. Lineage: Eukaryota; Metazoa; Arthropoda; Insecta; Coleoptera; Chrysomelidae. The coding region runs from base 923 to 1690 and encodes 255 amino acids. The record is from RefSeq and is a predicted model, not a curated record.
AAUCGUAGAUAACGAGAGGAUCAUCGUAGGAAAAAAAUUUUGCAUUUGGAUCCAUAUCAAGGUCGGUAAUGACAGUGGUGUGUUGUUGGUUGUCUAACGGUUUCGAAUAUAACCUUUAUCUUUUAUGUACAUAUUUACAUAAUCUCAUCAUAAUUUUUAAUAUUUAUUUUAUGUGCUUUUUCAGGGCUGUGGCUUCUGGCUUGUAGUUAUAAACAUUGGUCUUAUUGCUAAAUAUAUUACCUUUGAAUAUAUAAAACAUCUCACAGGUCGUAGAUAAAAUGUUUGUUUAAUACUUGUGAUAAUAAAACGUAUUCUUCCCAAAAGGCGUUGAAUAAACAUUACAGACUAUUUCAUAAUAUUAUUUUUAAAGAAGUGCUAUACGAGUGUCAUCAGUGCAAUAAAACUUUUCCGUCCAAAAGAAAACUGCAAGAGCCUCACAGCAAGAAUCACAAAACGUUUCCUAUCCCAGGCACAACAUUUCAAUGUGAUAGAUGUGAUAAACUGUAUGCAUCAAAAAAGUAUUUGAAAAUACAAAUACAUUCUCUUGGCAAAUAUGAAUGCCAUACAUGUGGAUCUAUUUUUGACACAAAAAAUGAAAUAUGUGAUCAUAUAAAAUUACAUAAUAUAUGUAGGAACCUGUUAUGCCCAUUCAAUGAGUGCCAAGAAUCUUAUAACAGAUACAAACAUCUUGGUAGUCAUAUCUCAGAUUAUCAUAAUUUACAUCUGAUAACUGAAACAUAUACAUUCAGUACUAAUGAAGAAUUCAAUAAAUGGCGUUCUGCAAAAGAACAAGAACUGAAAGCAAAAUAUAUUUUGUCUACCAGUGAAAAAAAAAUUAAAGGAGGGUGUAAGAACAUAUUAUAUUUGUCAUAGAUCUCAAGCUCCACAGAUAACAGAAACCCCUAAAAGAAAUGCGAAAUCUAUGGGAACAAAUAAAAUUGGACGUACAUGUCCAUCUACUAUGAUUGUUACAAGUAACCAAGAAUGCAUAUCAGUUGUUUUCUUUCCUGUACAUGUUGGUCAUUAUAAUGAACUAGGGCGUUUAAGAAUUGAUGAGACAGACAGGAUUAAAAUAGCAGGUAAAUUGUCUCAAGGGGUCCCAAUAGGCAGAGUGAUAUUAGAGAAAGUGCACCCAGUGGAGAGAGUUCACUUGAUUGAAAAAAAGGACCUUACCAACAUUGUACGAGAUUUUUCAAUUGGAUACACUAUCAAAAGGCACAAAAAUGAUGCAGUCAGUGUACAAUUAUGGGUCAAAGCCAUGCAAUUAUUGGAAAACAACCCAGUUUUAUUUUAUAAAAACAGUGAAGAAGAUGAUGAGGGAGUGUUUGAUAAAAAUGAUUUUGUUUUAAUAAUAAUGACAGAAUUUCAGAAAAAGUCACUUAUUUCAUUUUGUCAAGACAAAAUCUGCAUUGAUGGCACUCACGGUUUAAACCAGUAUGGAUUUCAAUUAUACACAAUUGUUAUUGUUGAAGAAUAUGGUUCUGGGGUACCAGCAGCAUUUUGUUUUUCAAACAGAUCUGAUGAAACACUCUUUCAACAUUUUUUUCAAUGUAUUAAAGAUAGUGUUGGAUUAUUGUCACCAAAUGUUUUUAUGUCAGAUGACUAUAAUGCAUUUUACAAUGCAUGGAAAUCAGUUAUGAGCGAAGUACCUAAUAGACUGGGUACAAAAUUCUGGAAAAAUAUUAGAUAAGAAUAAAAGAUCUCACAGAAAAUGUGUUGGAAGUCCUCAUCUCACUAAUUAUUGAUUCUAUUGAAAAAGGUAAAUUUCCAGAGUGCCUAAAAAUAGCCAUCAUUAUUCCUCUUCAUAAGGGUAGUGAAAUAUCUAAUACCUACAAUUAGAGACCUAUUGCACUACUACUGGUACCCUCCAAAAUUAUUGAGAGACUCAUAAAAUCCCGACUUACGUCCUUUCUCGUUGAAAACAACAUAUUAUCACAAAAUCAGUUCGGCUUUUUAAAUAAUAAAUGCACCACUGAUGCCAUGUUUUCUGUACUACAUGAGGUUUAUCAAACUGAACAAUAAUCUUCACAUUGCCACAGUUUUUUGUGACUAUGCCAAAGCCUUUGACUGUGUAAAUUACAUUUUGAUAAAAAAACUAAAUUUCUACGGAAUUCGAGGUAUUUCUUUAAAUUGGUUCCAAUCUUACUUGGAUGAUAGGAAACAACUGGUUAGAACAAAUGGUACAGACUCUAGUCUCAAAAACAUUGUAUGUGGGGUACCUCAAGGUUCAGUAUUGGGUCCUCUACUUUUCCUGAUCUUUAUUAAUGACAUCACUAGUUUAAAAAUCAAAGGAAAAAUCUUUCUUUUUGCUGAUGAUACCAGUAUAACUUGGAGCAACUCAAAUAUUGCAACUCUUCAUGCUACUAUAACUUUUGAUCUACUUACAAUAAAAACCCGGUCUGACUCUAAUUUACUCUCCUUUAACGUAGAUAAAACAGUAGCAUUAGAUAUCAUAUAUACAAUAGCAAAACAACUCAGGAGCUCUUCAACCCUUACCUCUUAAUAACAGCCAGAUCAGUACCGUUGAUUCUGUAAAAGUUCUUGUUAUUUUUACAGAAUCAUACAUUUAAGGACAGCAUCCUUAAAUGGUCCCUUCAUAUCGAUUUGUUAAGGAAGAAACUAUCUUCAGCUUACUAUGCUAUAAGAUCUGUUUCGAAUAAACUCAAUUUAGCCUAGACAAAAGCCUACCUAUCUGAAAGACCAUAUUAUUCAGUAGAAGAUUUUCUUAAUCAAUAACUAAAAAAUUACAGUACCCUUGGCACAAGUAGUAUUUUUAUUAUUUUUUUAUCUAUGUUUGAGUGUCGUAUGCAGCAGCUUAACUUUUAAACUUAUUAAUUACUAGGUAGACUAUGAAAUUUGCAAUUGAUUCUUUCUGUUUAACUUCAUUAUUAGUACAUAUUAUUUUUUAAUUACAUUGAUGAUUUAUGUAAUUUUAGUAAAUUUAAUUGUUGUUGUUUUGUUUUCUUGACUUUUUAUAAGCUUUGUCGAUAAAAUUGUACAAUUUUUCAUGACAAUAAGAGCCCACGCAGACUGCAGACUUUUUAGUCUGCUUCUUAAUCAGUACAGAGAGGUAUGCAGAUGCGCACACUACACCGAUUCACUGAUGCAUAUCUCUCUGUACUGAUUAAGAAGCCGACUAAAAGUCUGCAGUCUGCGCGGGCUCUAAAGCAUAUUUCUCUCUCUCUCUCUCUUCUCUAUAAUUAAGUGUAAUGUUGUAAAUUAUUGUAACCUGUGUGUAAUAAAUGUCUAACAAUUAAAAAA